AUUGCACAGGCCUAUGGUCUGGGGGACGUGUCCUGAAUACGUGCUGUACACUGGUAUUCGUAUUUUACCCCAGCUAAUUCAGAUGCGAAAUACCGCUCCCCUUUCUCGUUAAGUGUCUGGUACGUCAGUCUAUACUUACAAUGGCUGCUGCUAAAGGAAAUGGCGAUGCAGUCGUUAAAACAGACAAGGACUGGAACGUUUGUUUAAUGCACAAGCUAUCCGGAAUGCUGACGGAGGCAAACUUCAGAGAUCUAAAACAAAGCUUUCAUAUGUCUGGCCGAGUACCUCGCAGGGACGUUGACAAAAUUAGUGAUUUUAAUCCGUUUUGGGACUUGCUGGAACGACUUGACCGUAUAAGCGUUGGCAGAUAUGCUGUCUUGAUCCACCAUCUUGAGAUGCUACAACUCAACGAUUGCAUCCGGGUAAUCCAGGAACAUACUCAGAAAAUAGAGGAGUAUCGUCAACAACAGGCACCUGUAGCAAAGCCACCUGAACCAGCACGAACACAGGCUCAAAAUAUAGCGCCACCAUCUGCUGAUAUCAAUAAACUUGAUCAGGCACCUGUAGCAAGGCCACCUGAACCAGCACGAACACAGGCUCGAUAUAUAGCGCCACCAUCUGCUGAUAUCAAUAAAGUUGAUCCGUUCGGAAAGACACCUCUCAUGCGCGCUGCUUCUGAUAAUAAAGUCGGUCGUGUAAGAACCUUGAUCGAUGCAGGAGCUGAUGUCAAUAUAAAACCAAAGAAUGGCCAGACGGCACUCAUGUACGCCUGCCGUAAGGGUCACAAGGAAGUCGUAGCAGACCUGAUCAAAGCGGGCGCUGACGUGAACAUCAUACAUCAGAGUGGCAAGACGGCACUCAUGAUCGCCUGCUGUGAGGGUCACAAGGAAGUCGUAGCAGACCUGAUCAAAGCGGACGCUGACGUGAACAUCAUAACUCUGAGUGGCAAGACGGCACUCAUGAUCGCCUGCUGUGAGGGUCACAAGGAAGUCGUAGCAGACCUGAUCAAAGCGGACGCUGACGUGAACAUCAUAACUCUGAGUGGCGUGACGGCACUCAUGUACGCCUGCGAUGAGGGUCACAAGGAAAUCGUAGCAGAACUGAUCAAAGCGGGCGCUGACGUGAACACCAGAGAUGAGGAUGGCGUGACGGCACUCAUGCACGCCUGCCGUUGGGGUCAAAAGGAAGUCGUAGCAGACCUGAUCAAAGCGGGCGCUGACGUGAACAUCAUAACUUCGUCGGGAAAGACUGCCCUAAUGUUGGCUGAAGACAACGGACACAGACAGAUAGCAGAGAUGCUGAGGAGAGCUGCUAAAAAUCAAUGAAGACAAAGAGCGGUAAUACGAUAUCAAGCAGUCGGACAUGUGGUGGUGAUACCUAUUACACUAUCAAAGAGAGAAUGAGUUUCGGUUAACUAUUAGUCAGCCUGGUAAAACUACGUGCCUCCCAACGAGAUCUCGUGAUAUUUCGUUGGUGGAUCGCACCGGUAUAUAUAAAACGUUCCUGACGAAAGGUUGGAACGAAUUUACUAACUACAAUCCAACCUUCAGUCAGGAAUUGGCGGAGAUGCGCAAUGACUUGGGACGAGGCUUACUAUGGUAUCUUUAUUAUUUGAACUGUGUCCAGAAGCAAUUACGCUUAUAUACUCCGGAGUGAUAUGUGUCCAAAAAGAUUGAUUCAUCUUGAUAUGGGACACGAUUCUGAAGUGUUCUACAACAAAACAAAACUGAAUGAGAUACGCUGUCUGCAGUCAGCGAAGACGCGAUGACGUCCCGCGCUGUGAAAAAAAGGAAGACGAAGAUUCCUCAAAGGGUCCACUCAAUAGUAUUUCGCUUUGCCUUGUCUGAACUGCUUAAGACUUUAUUCCUAUUACGUUUCAUUGUCGGUUGAUCGAAGUACAGCUUUUUUAUUUGAUGUCUUGUUAUUCAUCAGAAAGUGAUAGAAAGUAGCAAGAUUCGCCCACGAUUGUAUUAUGUGAUACCUUGGAUGACAAUUAUUGGCCAUUAUACUAAUUUGCAGUUAAUUAAUGAAAUAAGAUGUGCUAAUUUGAUGAUGAACCUUGGUCACCUUAGAUGCUUCGAGCUUUUUAUUGUUCUUUUUCUCCCCUCCGCGUUCGUUCUGUCAUUGAAGGAGUUUUUCGCACUUAGCUUAUUUCAUGACAAAAACAUGAAAAAUGGCACUGCUAGCAAAACACGCAUGACGUCUAUUUGCCCUGCCGGUUUAGGCAUCGACCAUGUUGAAAGGUGUUUCGUGGGAGUCGGUUUAUCAAGAUUUACUCUGGUGAUCCGUUGAUAAGACUGUACAACGAUGAGAAUUUAGACCUGGGUGUGAGCGAGCUUUGAAGACAACAGACUGUGGAAUCGACUCAGCCUGAUUUCUUGUAGUUGCGAAGUAAGGGCAAAUUAACGUGAUGCGCUUGAAAAGGCAUAAAAUUGCCAUUACUUGAUCAAUUCCGAUCAGAUGGCCCACUCUUGGUCAUGGUCUUGGUUUGACCUACUGGGUGAAAUCACCAGAGUUUUCUUUUUUGUGAUUUGGUGUAUUCCUCCUUCAUGGCAUACUGAACUUCUAGCGGUAUUGCCCUCGUUGCGUUGUCUGUAAGCUUAGCCAUGUCAUUACAUUGAGGGGUGAAGAUGCCUUCAUGGCGGAAUGUGGUGUAUUCCUCCUUCAUGGCAUACUGAACUUCUAGCGGUAUUGCCCUCGUUGCGUUGUCUGUAAGCUUAGCCAUGUCAUUACAUUGAGGGGUGAAGAUGCCUUCAUGGCGGAAUGUGGUGUAUUCCUCCUUCAUGGCAUACUGAACUUCUAGCGGUAUUGCCCUCGUUGCGUUGUCUGUAAGUUUAGCCAUGUCAUUACAUUGAGGGUGAAGAUGCCUUCAUGACGGAAUGAGCGUUGCUUUUAGAUGAGAUCAGCUUUGAAUCAUGCUCCAGGUGACUCAAUCUUUAUAGCAUAUGGUUUACAAAAUGUCUAUCCACCAAAAUCGUAAAAAUGCUCGCUCGUCAUGAGACAUUCAAUCCUAGUAAAAUUGGAAAUAUUGUGCUCCACUCCAACCAUUUCCAUCCAUACAUUAAAAGUGAAUGUAGAUUUUUUUUAUCAUUGCACAGAAUACAUAGCAAGUCACAUUUUACGGACAGUGUCAUGACCUAUUGGUUUUUCAACUCAUUGCGGUUUAUUGUAGGAUUAUUCAACUUGCAAUGAUGUGACCGCCAGAGAUCUUGUUUUCAAACAAAAGUGUAAAUUCACGUUUUUUUCUACCUGGUGCAAUGUGGUUUUUCAGAUAGGCCUGGCCAAAGGUGCUUGGCUGACCUCUUGUCACUUAACUGUAACAGUGUGAUCACAAAUAGCAAUGUGACACAGCCCUGGGCAGCCGGUGUCAUAGCUGACCGACUUUAGUUGACGCGGUGAGAGAGCGGCUUAUUAUAAACCGCGAGAUGCGGAAUGCGAAAUCGCGAGUACCAACCUCGGUGAGAGUAUAACCAUGCGCCUGAGGAUGUAUUGCAAAUAUGAAACCUGAAAAGGCGAAAAUUCAUGAGACCGAGGCUGUAGUAGGGAGCUAUCCUCGUUGUGAUUGGCCCAUUGAAAUAGACUCCACUGUACAGCGGUUUAUAAUAAGCCUGAGAGAGCUAUACAUAAUGUACUCAGUUUCUUCAGUAUAGAGUUGUGCAACACCAGUUUCUUUCGGUAAAUGUUAUAUGGUCGCAUUCCUGAGUUCAACAGAGUACCUUUGGCCAGAACGAUGAGGAAACACUUUUCUAUCUUGGACUGAUCAUGUCUUUUCUUUUUUACGAAGUCUUUUUAGGUGUAGAUAAUAAUGUAUUCUUUAUUCGCUUGUAUUUUACUGUAUCAUGAAUGUACAUCGAAGUCUUUUUAGGUGUAGAUGAUAUGUAUUCUUUAUUCGCUUGUAUUUUACUGUAUCACGAAUGUGUGAACGAAAAUGUACAUCAUUCUCUUUUAUAGAGAUAAAUAAUUCUAAAAUCAUCAUUAUUAUCAUUAUCAUGAUGAUGAUUGGUGGUGAUGAUGAUGACGAUGAGAGAUUCAAGUACAUAUUCAGGUUUGCCUUACAAGUCGUUGAGGCAUCCUCUUGAGGACAACCUAUUAUAUUUCUCUUUGUAACAAAAGAGUGACGCAUCGCAUUUCAUGGUAAUUAUUCGUUAUAUACCAUUAAUUCAAUACCAAUUAGGAAAGACAUCGGUCCAAGGGACUAAUCAAUUGAUGUAUAGAUAAAGUGACACUGUCCCAGUAGUCUGACUGCCCUCAAAUGACUGAUUUAGAAUUAACAGAAGUUACAGUAGAACCUCUCCAUUAAGGACAACCUCCGGACUGACAAGUGCUGUCCUUAAUAGAAAGGUGUCUUGAUUAGAGAGGUCAAAUAGACUAUAUAAACUACAAUAAUGUAUCACUUUGGGACCAAACUAUGGUACUUAAUAGAGAUGUUGUCCUUGAUAUAGAGGUGUCCGCUAAGAGAGGUUCUACUGUAUACAAAAACGACAUUGCUCUCAGUGUACAACAGUCUAACUAUGAAUGUAAGUCCUGAGCGCUGUAUAGCUGCAGCUCAGACCUGUUAUACUCCAGAUCGUAAAGCUUGACCCCCCUAAUGUAGAGGCCAAUAGCUAGGGGGUAAUAAUGUGAAGCGCUUUGAACCACUGAACCCUGUUGGAUUAUGCGCUAUACAGUUGAACCCCGGUAACAUGAUGACUCAUGGGACCUUGGUUGAAUGGUCACGUUAGUGAAGUUGAAAAUCCGGAGACGAAAUGCAUGAUCAGGUAUUCUCGUCAAAAUUGUUGAACAUUUUUAUAUGUUCAAAAUUCUGAAAAAUUUUCAAAGCCAAAAUUUUUUGGGGGCUAAUGAUGUCUCUUCAUUUUGAGCAGAAAAACAACAAGUGAAAAAAAUAUUUGGACUCAGAAAUGUUUUCAUCCUUCAGAUUUGAACUGUUUCAUCAGUUCAAAAUUCUGAAUAAUUUUCAAAGCCAAAAAUUGUUUGGGAUUGAUUAUGUUUCUUCAUUUUAUGCAGAAAAAAAACAUUAAAAAAACUUAAUACUUAAAAAAAACUUAAUAACGGUGAUAAACGCUGCCUGACUUAAUGCAAAUCACAUGAUUUUUUGCUGUCGGUACCAAGCAUGUCUAACAUGGUUAUAAUAAUGAAGAGAGCUUUGCGCCGACGUGUUAAUUGCCUGGUUAAUUGGAGACGCGGUCGCGAUCGAUUACAGCAAUUAGGUCUUUUGGUCGGGUUAGAGGGGUAAAUUUGGUCAUUGGGACCGCCCAAUCUAGUGGUCGUGGUCUGGCUGGGUACCGGGGUGGUCGUGUUGCCGGGGGCCUUGUAAUGGUAAUUAGAGAGGAAACCAUUCGGGACCGGCGAUCCUUGGUCGUCAUAGCGGGGUGGUCGCCGACCGGGGUUCCACUGUAUAAUGAUAAUAAUAAUAAUAAUACUUGCUUUGCCAA
Lineus longissimus is the source of this 5432-nucleotide messenger RNA. RefSeq names its product ankyrin repeat domain-containing protein 29-like. Gene Ontology annotation, molecular function: protein binding. The record is from RefSeq and is a predicted model, not a curated record. The transcript has 13 exons. Lineage: Eukaryota; Metazoa; Nemertea; Pilidiophora; Heteronemertea; Lineidae. The coding region runs from base 141 to 1325 and encodes 394 amino acids.